CUGACGAGGGGACUACAUUUCCCAACAGCCUUUGCCCUGCACUGCCCCGCCAUCUGUCGCGGCUGCGGCGAGGGGGUGUGUGUGAGCUGCUGCUCUGUCAGAACCGGCGGCGGCGGUGUGGGUGCCCGCUCGCCGGUGGCCGCUCUUGUUAUGUCCCGUCUGCUGCGCGGGGUUUGCGCCGUGGGCCCGCGGGGAAUGCCGCAAGGCCCCGGGCCCCGCUGCUGCAGGAGUUUCUCCUCAGGCGAGUGGGAGCCGCCACCUCCGGGAAGAGGCGACUGGGCUGGCCGUCGGCGGUGGUCGGCGCUAGCCUGGGCUGCGGGCGGCGCGGUGGCGGCGGUCGUGGCGGGGCUGGGGCUGGCCCGGCAGGCGGAGAUGAAACAGCAGCAGGCGCACUGGCAGCCCCGGGGAGAGCCCGCCGUGGCGGCGGCAGAGGACGAGCUGGCGCGCCGCUGCGAGCGCUUCAUGGCGCCCCCGGUGAGCGGGCUGCGCGAGCUGCGGGAGCAGCGCGGGGAAAUGCGGGGCCGCAUGGAGCUGCUCAUCAUGGAGACGCAGAGCCAGGUGUGCCGCGCCCUGGCCCAGGUCGACCGCGGGGCCGCCUUCACCGUGGACCGCUGGGAGAGGAAGGAAGGUGGUGGAGGCAUUAGCUGUGUACUUCAGGAUGGUGAAAUCUUUGAGAAGGCUGGAGUCAAUGUUUCUGUAGUUUUUGGGAACCUUUCUGAAGAAGCAGCACAGCAGAUGAGAAGCAGGGGAAAAGUUCUGAAGGCUAAAAAUGGAAAGCUACCUUUUUGUGCAAUGGGAGUAAGUUCUGUAAUUCAUCCAAAGAACCCUUAUGUUCCUACUAUACACUUCAACUACAGAUACUUUGAAAUUGAGGAGGCAGAUGGUACAAAACAUUGGUGGUUUGGUGGUGGAACAGACCUCACUCCAACUUACUUGAACAAAGAGGAUGCUGUUCACUUUCACAAAACUCUGAAGGAAGCGUGUGAUGAGCAUAAUCCAGAGCUGUACCCUAAGUUUAAGAAAUGGUGUGAUGAUUAUUUCUACAUCAAGCACCGUGGAGAACGGCGAGGGAUUGGAGGCAUAUUUUUUGACGAUCUAGACUCUCCUUCGAAAGAAGAAGUCUUUCAGUUUGUCCAGAGCUGUGCCAAAGCCAUUGUGCCUUGCUACAUUCCCAUUGUAAAGAAACACUGCCAUGAUAAGUUCACACCAGAGGAAAAGUUGUGGCAGCAGAUUCGUAGAGGGAGGUAUGUAGAAUUCAAUCUUGUAUAUGACAGAGGUACAAAGUUUGGUCUUGCGACACCAGGAUCUAGAAUUGAAAGUAUACUUAUGUCUCUGCCACUCACUGCUAGAUGGGAAUAUAUGCACGCGCCUCCAGUGGAUUCCAGAGAAGCAGAAAUCCUAGAAGUCUUACGCAAUCCAAAAGACUGGGUACACUGACAGAGUAUGGCUGUGCCCUAUCAGCCAUGAUGGAAGAAUAUGAACUCCUGCUUGCUCUUCAAACUGUCGUCAUGUGACAGUUGACUUCUGUCUACUUACUCUCUUAUCAUGUGCCUUAGAAAUAGUGUUACAUUUUGUCAUAUGUACAUGUUCACUAUAAAAGCCACAAGCUGCCACAUUUACAGUUUCUUUGUGGGGGAUUCACUGGCCAUUUGUAUCGGUAUGUUACUGCUGACGUGUAAAGGGCUUGGUGAAAGUGACAACAGGACUAGCUGAGGUGUACUCAAAACAUUGUCAGUGCAGAUUGAUAGCAAAUGCCGUGAGCUGCUUAGAUGCAAAGCCUUUUUUCAGAUCUAGCAGUUAUUCUGGGGACCUAUCCUUAUUUACCCUGCUAACUGAUGCAAUAUUUACAGGAUGUUUUCACCUGUUUCAGCAAAUAAACUGCCUGUUGGUCAUUGUCACACCUCUUCAAAUUCAGUUUCUGAUCUGUUGAAUCAUGUAUUAAAUUGAGUUGGUCACCUAUUUCACCUGUGAUAAUUUGAAUAUAUUGUGUGACAAAAUUCUGCAGUAAAGACAUUGUAAAGGAAAUUCUUCAGCUUGUUGAGCAUCUUGCUGGGUAAUUUAUCUCUGUGAACCAUGGUAGCACAGUUCAGCCUCAGAAAGCUUAGGAACAGGAGUCUGUAACCAUUCACAAAUUGUCUUGACUCUGUAUGAGAUAUUUUGAUCUGAGGUGGUCCUUUCCAGUUUUCUUGGCUUGGAGCACUUUCAGUAUCUGGCACAGAAUUGUUUUGCACCUGCAGAAUUAGCUUUUGUUAGAAGUAGUUUUCUAUUGGCCUGGAAAGUCCUGGCAAAGUAAAGUAGCCGGGAUGUGCAUGAAAUGGAUUUUGUGUUUUGUUCCAAGCUCGAAACAAAGACAGCUGAAACAUUUUGUCGAAACAGUGUUCGACUUGGUUGUUUCAACAGAACAAAACUUGAAAUGUUUUGGGUGUUUCAGCCAUAGGGAACAAUGGGGAAACUCAAAACAACCCAUUGUUCCCCAUGGUAACUCCUGGGAACAUCAAAUUGGGUUGGGUGGUAGGACAUAAUGGGUGCUACCUACCACACAAACCACAAAAGAAAUGGGCAAGCAGGUGAUUUUUAACAAAUUUUUAACUUUUCCUCAAAACCUCCCUAGCAUUGGCCAAAAAAGAAUUGCUGACCCACAAUCCACUGCCAGCCGCAGUGCUUGAAACAGCCCCUUUAUUAAAAGGGUAUUUUGUUUCGAGCUCAAAACACGCCAAAUGGCGCAUUUCAAGUCAAAAUGUUUUGCAUAUCCCUAUAAAGUAGGCCUGGAAAGUAAAUGCUGUACUUGUUAACACUCCAGCUUUAUUACGCAGUUUAACUGAAUAUAUAGGGAGAAUAUUCCAAACCUGCACCUUCAGAGAUAGCACUUCUGACACCUCGCCACUGACUGUCGGCACAAUAUCUAUGGAUAAAGGCAAGUUUAGCUGCUUGUAAGAUGUCUUCAUUGCUACUGCAGUGAAUUUACAUCUAAACUAUAUAUGCACAAAUGCAUGGUGUGUUUCCACAAAUACAAGUAGAAUGGGAGCUUAUUUAACCACUAAGGCCUGCACUGUCCUGAUUAAAUGUUUGAGCCCUGUCACCUAUGAAUCUUUAAUCUAGAACAGGCUUUCCUGCAGUGGUGGAUUUCUUGGCUUUCAAGACCUGAAGUGCACAAAUGUUGGGAGUGCAGGACAGGGAAAACUUGGACCAGUUUCACAAGCUACAGGGUUUUUUAAAAUUCCACCUGUAAAUCAAAUGAAAAAGCUGCAUUGACUAGAAUGAGCACAUUCAAUUUUAAGAUUCUUUUUAAUUUUCUGAUCUUUUUUUAACAUUCACAAGUGAUUCCUUCAAAAUCAAAAGGAAUUUUUAAUGAUGCUUUGUAAGCACCCAUAGAAAUGUGAGGUGGGGGAAAUAAACUGAUCUAUGUGAGUGGUCAAAAUGCACUGUAAGGAUUGUAUGGUAGAGCUCUCUCCAGGGAAACGGAACUUCUGAAGAAGUGUCAAACAUUUAGGAAUCUAGCACAAGGGCAAAAACAAAAAAACAACCCUUUGACAAAGCACACUUAUGAGCAAAGGAUUCUCUGAUUUUUAUCUCAGGUUUAUUGAAAUUAUAAUUUUCAGUUGCAGCUCUUUCAUCAUGAAUGGUUUAUUCAAAACCUUGGAGUCUACAUAUGGAAAUACCCUGUGGUAUAUUCUAGCACUUAUUGGGUUGUACUGAAGAUAACUGAGGUUGGCUGUCUUUUAAAAUCAGAAAUUCUAGAUAGGUGACAUUAACUUUUUCAUAGGUAUUCAGAAUAUCAAAACAGCUUUCAACUCUCCUCUGUAGAAUCCAGGAGUAAAAGUUAAGAUUUCUGGAAAUUUUGAAGCCAUUUGCACCUGGGGGGCGGGUGGGGGAGGUUCUCCCCCACCCAACCUGGAAAUUUUGGGAAAACUGAAAUAUAUACAAUAUGGUUGAUAAAUACUGCAUAGAUUUCCGAUUUUACAUUGGCACAUGAGGUUUUUUUGUACUGUUUGGUAUAUGUACAACAUUGACAAUUAUAAAUGCCUUAAUUUAUUCCUACAAUAGUUACAAAUCCAGUGCUAGAGAUGGAUCUGCAAGCUACUGCACAGAUUUAUGUAACUGUCAGUAGCCCCACUGAACUCAAGUGUGACACUUCUGAGUAAAUAUGCAUACGAUAUUUCUCUCUGAGCUUCAUUGAUUAAGAAAAUUAAGCAUUUACAUGAAGCGAGCUUUUAAAAUCUUGCACAUUUUAGUUUGUUCCUUAACUGUAUCUGUGUGUAUCUUCAAACAUUCCUCCCUUUCUUUCACUGGAGAGCAUGGGGGAGUCUGAAGCAAGGAAGAAGCAAGAAGAGCUGGAAGACUGUGUUAGUUAAAAGAGGAAGUUGGUGGCAAGACCUCUUCAUGAUUUGUCUGAAGAUGUCUCAACAGCUGAUUUCCCGCCUGCCACCCAGUAUUGUGUCCUAAGAGUGGCUGCAUUAAUUCAAAUGCAGUAACAGUGCUAUUAGCACUGGCAUUGACUGUCUUUUUAAUCCGAGAGAUUUGCAGCAGCAUUGAUUGGCUAUGACCGUUUAAAAACACUUAAAAAAAAUUUCAUCAUGCUGAAAUUUUCCCAAGUUUUCCAUUUUGUUUUUUCUCAUGCAAGGCCUGACACAUUAUGGCAGAUCCAGAUCCCUUGAAAAGUCCAUAAUGCUGGGGAAAACUGAAGGAAAGAGAAGAGGAUGACCAGCAGCAAGGUGGAUAGACUUGAUUACGACAGCAAUGAAUGUACCACUGAGAGACCUUAAAGGCCAAGUUGAAGACAGAUCAUCCUGGAGAUAAUCUAUGCUAUGCGGUCGCUAAGAGUCCACACCAACUUGAUGGCACUUAAUCAAUCAAAGGCCUGCUAGCAAGGGAAUGGGUUUUCUACUCGGAACUUCUUUUUCCUGGGCCUUCUAAACUCUACCAGAAGGCUGAAAAACAACAUUUAUUCUGUGCGAUUGCAAAGUGCUGUUGACUUGUAUGUUCUGUUUGCUAGUGGGGCUUAUUCUUCUCAACUGUGAAAUGGAAACUGAAUAAAGUGGCUGGGGCUACAAAUUA
This is a messenger RNA of Hemicordylus capensis (graceful crag lizard), 5055 nucleotides long. RefSeq names its product coproporphyrinogen oxidase (gene CPOX). Bases 151 to 1437 code for a protein of 428 amino acids. The transcript is spliced from 7 exons. NCBI's taxonomy places the organism in Eukaryota, Metazoa, Chordata, Lepidosauria, Squamata, Cordylidae. Gene Ontology annotation, cellular component: mitochondrial intermembrane space; cytoplasm. The record is from RefSeq and is a predicted model, not a curated record. Gene Ontology annotation, molecular function: coproporphyrinogen oxidase activity.